This is a messenger RNA of Periconia digitata, 1248 nucleotides long. The record is from the annotation of a GenBank genome assembly. NCBI's taxonomy places the organism in Eukaryota, Fungi, Ascomycota, Dothideomycetes, Pleosporales, Periconiaceae.
AUGCGCCUGCUCAAACAGCAAAUCGAGAGAAAGGAUGGCUCAGGCUUCGCCGUCCUACUCCCGGAGGAGCCAGAAGAUAUGUGGCAUGCCUAUAACCUAAUUCAACCCACCGAUACCCUCCGUGCGCGCGCAAUUCGCCGCGUAUCCAAGACGUCCGACGCGGGCAGUACCGCUUCUCAACGCAUCGCCCUCGACCUCAGCAUAACCGUCACAUCCACAGACUUUGAUAUCGCGUCCGGGCAGCUCCACGUUGCCGGGCGCGUCGUAUCCGAAAACGAGCAUGUGAAGCUCGGGUCGCACCACACGCUCGAUCUGGAGCUGAACCGCAAAUUCACCCUGGAGAAGGGAGAGGGGUGGGACAGCGUGGCAGUUGAAAUGCUGCGCGAAGCAUGCGACACAGAAAAACGGGCCGAACUCUGGGCUGUGGUCAUGGGUGAGGGCAUCGCCAACAUCUGCUUAAUCACAGAGCAUCAAACCAUUCUGCGGCAGCGCGUCGAAGUCGCCGUUCCCCGUAAGCGCAAAGGUGACAUAGGUGGUCAUGAUAAAGGGAUGAAUAGAUUCUACGCGACCGUUCUCUCCACACUGCUGCGACACCUCGACCUGUCGAGUUCCUCUUCCACUCCCUCGUCGUCCGCAGACAAGACGAUCCCCCUCCUGCUCGCAUCCCCAGGCUUCGUUGCCACCGCUUUUCUCGCCCACAUCAAAGCCGAAGCAACGCGCACAACAAACAAACCGCUCAUGACCCUCCUUCCCACCAUCCUCGUCGCACACAGCUCAAGCCCACACGUUCACAGCCUCUCCGAAGUCCUCGCCUCCCCCGCCAUCACCGCGAAACUCUCUGAUACAAAAUAUGCGCGAGAAACAGCGCUUAUGGACCGUUUCCUCAUGCUAAUGCGGCAGGACGACGCGCGCGCUUGGUACGGACCGCGGGAGGUUGAGCGAGCCGUCGCCAAGGGUGCGGUCGGCAGGGGUGGCGGCGUGCUUCUGAUUUCAAACGCUUUGUUCCGCGCGCAAAAUGUAAAGGAGAGAAGGAGAUGGGUGGGUCUUGUAGAGAGGGUCAAAGAGGUGGAAGGAGGAGAGGUGCGAGUGCUGAGUUCAUUGCAUGAGAGUGGCAAGAGGCUUGAGGCAUUGGGAAAUGUGGCUGCUAUCCUAACGUACCCCGUCGAGGAUCUAGAUGAGUCUGAUGAUGAAGGGGAGGAAAUCAGGAAUGCCGGGGGGGUCAAUGGAGCUGAGGAAAUGAUAAUAUGA